Molecule: messenger RNA, 645 nt
Organism: Alligator mississippiensis (American alligator)
Lineage: Eukaryota; Metazoa; Chordata; Crocodylia; Alligatoridae
Product: cystatin
Exons: 3
Coding region: 159-596 (145 amino acids)
Cellular component (GO): extracellular exosome
Molecular function (GO): cysteine-type endopeptidase inhibitor activity
Source: RefSeq, a predicted model, not a curated record
GGGUCACCCUCCCAGCUCAAAGGGCCUCCUGUGUCGGGCUGGGGGUCCAGGCCUCGGGGGGAGCCGGGCCCGGUCCCCUGGUCUUGCCCCGCCCCCAGCAGCGCGGGCGCGCCGGGGCCGGGCCCGGGGCCGGGCGGGGCAGGUUCGUCGCAGCAGCGAUGGCGACAGGAGCGCAGGGUCCGCGGCUGGCGCUGGCGGGGCUGGGCCUGCUCCUGGCGGCGGCGGGGGUGGGGGCGGCGAGGGCCGUCCCCAUGCCCGGGGCGCCCAUGGCCGUCCCCGUGACCGACCCCGGGGUGCAGGCGGCCGCACGCGCGGCUGUGGGGGCCUUCAACCGGGACAGCGACGACCCCGCCCUCUUCCGCGUGCGGCGCGUCCUGGCGGCCCAAAGCCAGGUGGUCUCCGGCGUGAAGUACCACGUGACGGUGGAGCUGGAGCGCACGCGGUGCCGGAAGGGGGCGGGGCGAGACCCGCAGGCCUGUGCCCCCGCCCCCCCCGCCCAGCGGCAGAAGCUGAUGUGCGAGUUCCAGGUCUGGUCCCGCCCGUGGCUCCACGACACCCGCGUCCUGGCUCAGAGCUGCGUCCCAGCCCAGGCCUGAGCCCCAGACCCCACCCCACCCGCUCUCAAUAAAAGCGGCUGGCCUUCCA